CUCCAUUCUUACAUAAUUUAGUUACAGACGUGCUUAUGGUGGCAGGUCUUCCUCUGCUCAUCUGACUUCACCCACAGAUCGAUCUUGUCACAGGACAUUCCUUCUUAAAUCUAGGGUGGACAGGUGAAAUGAUCCCGUUUGGUGAAGAUGCUGAAAAGAUGUACAGUUUUCUGGACAUUUUGAAUGGGAAUUUGAGAAUGUUUGGGAUUUGUUUCUCACUACAGAAAUGGGAAUUGUUGUUCCACGACUGGUUUUCAGUGGUGCCCUGUCUAAGAAAAGAGAGUGAAAUGGUUGAGUGCCUUGAUCACUUUACUUCACUACACGUAGUUAUCAAGUGAGGUCAGUGCUGGUGGGUCAGUGACCGACGAAAUGUCUGUACGGAUACAAAAGUGUCGGUCGACUUUUGUCAGUUUAUGUGAUGUUUGUAUGCCACUGGUGCAAUAUUAGUUUGGCUGUUAAGAGUUGAGUGUACUGGGCUGGACUGGACCACAGUUUUCUCUCUUCUACUGCACCGCAUAGAAACAACAUGAUCAUCAACAAAGGUAGAUGACAUGAGAAGGUUUUAAGUGUUUGACUGUCAUCGUCGUCGUUUCGGGAUUCGCAUAGACCAUGCGUGUGUUAUGGUGUCAUGGUGUCAGUAAUUUAGAAGUAAUGUGAACAGUUUUGUGAAGGGGAGGAAAAUUGGUGGGUGAUGUUGUGAGCGUUCAUCGUUUGAGUUGACUGGCAUAUGCUUUCGGGAUGCCUAAUCACUGUCCUCCUCAUCGCAUAAUGUUAGCUGUCUAGAUUCAAACCGGAAAAUGGUUGUGGGUGCCCAGACUAAAAGAUCGUAUUAGUUCAUCAAAUGCAUAAUUGUUGAUCUCAGCCGCGUUGGUCCUUGUGACAACGGCAAGGAGUGAGUUGACUUUUGAAUAGAAUUACUGAGAAUCAAUUUCACUGACUCAGAUCGUCUUAAAAUGUAUUGCAAUCCCGGUCGUCUUGCUGUAUUUCAUUGCUUCUUCAUUCAUUCUUGUUUUCUUGUCGUGACUUUCUGCCUUUUUAUACACGUUCUGGACUUCUUUCUCUUUGUUUUCUUUUUUCACCUCUGACCUUUUUCUGAUAUUUGGCUUGGUUAAGUGUGGCGUCCCUCCUUAGUUUCGUUGAUGCAUUGAUUUUGACUCACUUGUCUAUAUUCUUCAGGGAGAAGAGCUGUUGGUUGCACCUGAGGUCGUAGCCGAACAAUUCUUCGUUAUCUGCAGGCGGCAGUCCCACUUUUAAAUUUGCUGAGCUUAGAAUUGAUUGGUGUAGACUUCACUUACGAGUAUGAAGUAUUUUUCUACAAUGAGAGUCUAGAAUAGGCGAUGGAAAUAUAGGCUAACACAAAUUCUCAUCUUAUUAUUAAUGUCACUCGUGGCGGAGAUGUUGGACGAGACAGUUAUGCAACAGAGUGAAGUUAAGGUAUGAGCAAUGGUUGAAAUCCUCCGUAUAUCAUUGAGCCUGUAUGUCGGAGAAAAGUAGUCUUUUGUAUCCAGGUUUGAUCACUAUUAAUACAACACGAAGAGGUUAUCAACAAAGGUUGCCUUACAUACUGUGGCUAUCAGUCGAAUACCUUUUUCGAUCAUUUGGAAACAAAUUUCAAGUUUACCUGUUAUCGUAAUACUUUUUAACAUGAAAAUUUUUCUUAUUGCAUUGAUGAUGUUUACUAAUUGACUAUCCUUUUCGAAGAAAUAAUUCUUUUUAACAUGAAAAUGUCUCGCCUUCUUUUUUAUGUCUCAGAUCAGAUCAGAAUAGCUCAAAAAUUCGCAUAUUUGACGCUCGUAGUAAAGGUGAAUUAUUACACACGAUGGAGAAGUUACAUGAGGCACCCGUUGUAUGUUUAGCUUUUAACCCCCUGUUCGAGUGUGCCUUAAGCGCUGAUUCAGAUGGUAUGUUGGAGUGCUGGUCCGGUCCAAAAAAUAAUUUCGACUUCCCGCACACGCUGAAAUGGGAGUACAAAUCAGAUACAGACUUUUAUUGUUUACUGAUUUCUAAAACGUAUGCUGUCAGUGUUGUGUUUUCGCCUUCUGGUGAAAUACUGGCUGUACUUGGUGCGGAUAGAAAGAUACGAUUGUUUCGUUUUUCUACUGGUAAACUAAUCCGCGUCUAUGAUGAAAGCCUUCAACAGUAUUCUAAUUUACAACAGACAAAGCAGUUGCUUCCUAGUAUGGAAUUCGGUCGGCGUUUGGCUCAAGAGAAAGAACUUGAUCGAUCAGAAUUCAAGCAUAGUUGUAAUUUAAUUUUUGAUUCAUCCAGUAACUUUUUAGCUUAUGCUACUCUAUUGGGAAUAAAAGUGAUCAAUAUAGUAACGAAUCAAGUCGUGAGAAACCUGGGUGGACCAGAGAAUCUACGUUUCAUUCAAUUGGCUUUUAUACCACCGCGUAGCUCCUCAUUAUUCUAUGGGUCCACUAGUAUUGGUUCGGGUACGUCAAGUUGUGUGCCCAGCCUGGAAAUGUUGGCAAUGGCAAAUGAUGAAAAUUCAACAGCGAACAAUAGUAGCAGUAGUACACCGUGUAAUACCGUAGCAUCACGUACUCCAGUGUUGGUUUGUACAGCCUUCAAGAAAAAUCGUAUCUAUUUAUUUACAAAUCGUGAACCGCACGAUGUAAAGUCUGAUGGCGAUACAGUUACACCAGGAUCUACAGCUGAACGCGAUGUAUUCAAUGAGAAGCCUACUAAAGAGGAAGUCUUGGCCGCUACAAGGGAUUCAGCUACUGCUGCCUCUCGACUUGCUGGUAGUGCUAUCCUACACACUACUUUGGGUGAUAUACACAUUCGUCUUUGUCCUAGAGAGUGUCCUAGAACUGUGGAGAAUUUUGUUGGUCAUUCUCGAGCUGGAUAUUACAAUGGUCAUAUAUUCCAUAGAGUUAUUAAGGGUUUCAUGAUUCAAACUGGUUGUCCUUUGGGCACUGGCACUGGUGGUGAAUCAAUAUGGGGUGGAGAAUUCGAGGAUGAAUUUCAUCCUAGUCUUAGACAUGAUCGACCGUACACUGUCAGUAUGGCUAAUGCUGGUCCAAAUACAAAUGGUUCACAGUUUUUCAUAACUGUUGCUCCAACACCCUGGCUUGAUAAUAAGCACACAGUAUUUGGUCGUGUUAUCAAAGGCAUGGAAGUUGUACAAAAGAUAUCAAAUAUUAAAACUAAUCCAAAAAAUGACAAACCUUUAGAAGAUGUGAAUAUUAUAAGUGUAACUGUAAAAGAUUUAGGUACUGGUAUAUAAUAAUGACUAACCCACUUUAUAUUCGUCUUAAUUUGUAUUCACUUGUAAAAAGAAGUAAGACUAUUGCUAAUUUCUCUUCGCUUAUCUGUUCAUAUUAAAAUGUAUAAAUAUUCAGUGAAUAAAGUGUUGAC
Molecule: messenger RNA, 3363 nt
Organism: Heterobilharzia americana
Lineage: Eukaryota; Metazoa; Platyhelminthes; Trematoda; Strigeidida; Schistosomatidae
Source: the annotation of a GenBank genome assembly